UACGCCAGACGAAUUUGUAUCUCUCAGACCCACAGGGACACAGCCAUGGAGUCUCUCGUCGGCUUAUUAAUAGCGACACUACUCAUCUAUAUCGCCAAUGGUGCAUCUAUCUAUGAGGACGAGGUAGACUGGAAUGCGUAUGAAGUGACUUAUCCAAGGAGAGCGGACUCUUUGAGUGCGGACGGGGGUGAUGCAGAGCUAUCCACAAGGACAAAGAUCGGCCAUGAAGAGCAAGCGUCAUAUGUCGUGAACGCGUUCGGGAAAACCCACCACAUCGACCUCAAGAAAAAUCGUGAUCUGGUUUCCCCAUCGUUCACCCUACGCUAUUUCAAGAAGGAUGGCACUGAAGUCCUCAAACAGGUUUCCCCGGAGAAGUGUCAUUAUCAUGGUCGUAUCCGAGGAAAUUCCGACUCUCUUGCUGUGAUCAGCACGUGUUCAGGACUCAGAGGCUUUAUCGACGACGGAAAGUCCCGUUUCUACAUUCAACCACAUGACGACAAGGGUACUGGUGCACACAAGGUGUACGCCGUGAAACCAUUGGACCAACAGACCCCACGUGAUUGCGGCCAUUCUCAUACUGAGAAGAAAGCUAUAAAUAGAACAAGAUCCCAUUUCAAGACAAGACGGGAGCGUCGAGAGAUAGACGAGUUCUACAGAAAGUACUUCACCACUGAUGAGACACGCUAUGUUGAGCUUCUCUUUCUAGUGGACAAUAAAUUGUACAAGAAUUAUGGCAGCGAUGUUAAAAAGAUGACCCAGAAGCUGAUAACUCUUUCCAACGCUAUCGACGCUAUCUACAAACGCAUCAACAUUCGUAUCGUGCUAGGCGCCGCCGAGAUCUGGACUGACAGAGACAAAGUGAAGCGAAAGAGCGAUGUCUCGUAUCCGCUACUUGAAGACUUGGAAAAAUACAGAAAAGAUAUCUUACGCAAGAAAUUUCCGACCCAUGACAACGCGCAGCUCCUUUGUAAUGACGGAUGGGACGACGGGAUCGGGGGGCUUGCUGGCCUGUACCACAUGUGUACACCUAAAUCUUGCGCCAUUGACGCGUGGAACCACCAAACCGUCAUGGGACCAUGGAUUGCUGUAGCACAUGAGAUGGGACACAACUUUGGCAUGGAACACGACGAAGAGAUAGGUCACUGCACUUGUCUGACACCUCGGGGAUGUAUCAUGGGCGGACACAAGACUCGCAUUGCAGGCUUCUCAGACUGCAGUAUGGAAGCUCUGCAGAAAGUGGACGACUCCUGCUUGUAUAAUAUUCCAAAAGAGGAAAUGCAACCGAAAUGCGGUAACGGGAUUGCAGAAGAAGGAGAGGAAUGCGACUGUGGCACCGAACAGAAUUGUCAAGAGAAAGACCUAUGCUGCGAACCGAAAACUUGCAAACUGAAGCCGGGAUCGCAGUGUAGUGAUCUCAACCACAGAUGCUGCGCUAACUGCUUGUUUAAGGCGGAGGGUGAGAUGUGCCGAGAAAGCAAGGGCGAGUGCGACGUGCCGGAGUACUGUACAGGAACAUCUGGACGGUGUCCUGGCGAUGAGUACGCGCGCGACGGAUAUGAAUGUGACAGCGAAAAACAGAUCAUCCGCGGAAUAGAGUACCCCGGCCAGGUUAGCGAGCACGCUCUCUCGCCCCGCAUCGUGGCGCGCUACAUCCGCAUCAACCCCCGCCACUGGAGCACCAAGAUGUGCCUCACUACUGAGAUCUUCGGCUGCUCCGGCUCUGGAGUCGAUGCUUCAAGCCCGACGCCACUACGUACAAAUAACUUCUGCCUCGCACCUCAGCGUGGCGGAUGCCAGGCUGCUGAUGGUACGGCUCUUGUCUUCUCUGACUCCGCCGACUGCGAGAAGCAAGAAAUGCAAUUUACUCUGUCAGCGGAUAGAGUACUAAAGCAUGCGUGCAGUGAUAAGCUAGUGUGUCCUAAGGACUCAAACAACUGGGACAACACUCUUCUUCAGAUCAGCUCCAAGUGCAGCCGAGCGCAGGCCACUUUUGAACGAACCCAAGGAGGCUCUUUGAAGCACAGCGCCAGCGGCAAAUGCGUCCACCCGUAUAGCGGUGGCUACACUGCUGGUACGCAAAUGUGUAUCUAUGGGGACUGCGACCUUCCCAGGAUAAAGAUCGACUUUAUGAGUCAAGACUGCUUAUUACCUCUCGGAAUGGCUAGCCGUAAGAUCAAAGAUGACCAGAUCUCUGCUUCGUCCUUCACCAACAAAGACCAUAUGGCAAAACAUGGACGUCUUGGCGGGAAACAGGCGUGGUGCGGACGCGGUGACCGCGAGCAAUACUUGCAGAUAGAUUUGAAAAAUGUGAUGACGAUAUCGAGUGUUGCUCUCAGUGCACCAGACUGGGACUUUGUGAGCGGCUACUACCUCUAUUACAGUACAGACGGAGAGUCUUGGAAGGCGUACAUCGAACAGGAUGAGCAGGCGAAACUAAAAUCGCAUUGCUACAUGGGAAGAUGUACCGAUACCUUAAACACGCAAUGCACGGAUCUCUGGGGAUCAGCUGCUCGCUCUGCAGACAAAGCCUGUUACGAAAAGUACAACAAGGAAGGGCGGGAAUAUGGCACGUGUGACCCAUCGACAUCUAAACCAUGUGCGCAAAGUGACGUGUUGUGUGGCCAGCUUCAAUGUCUGGACACUGUGAAUGAUAAGCCCGCAGUUAUUGACUUUGGCAGCGGUUACCUUAGAAAAUCAAUAGGAAAAGGCGUAAAGUGCAGCGUGGCGAAAUUAAAAUCUGCUGACUACGUCGGUCUGGGCAUGGUGCGAGACGGGACGACUUGCGGGUCUAACAAGAUUUGCAUAAAUCACAAGUGUGAGUCGCUGUCGUCUUUACGCCCAAAAUCCUGUCCGUCGAUUGGCGGGAAGGAAUGCGCCGGCCAUGGAGUUUGUACGAACGAGGGCAAGUGUGCCUGUGAUCCAGGCUAUGAUAUUGCGUCAUCGUGCGCAAAGGCGUACUCACCACGCGAUGGCUCAUGGGGCAAGUGGUCGCAGUGGACUGAGUGCUCAAGGUUCUGUAACGGCGGCACGCGCAUGCGCUAUAGACUGUGUGACAGCCCCUCCCCGCGGUACGGCGGUAAAGAGUGUCAUGGAGAAAGAAUACUUGAGCAGGAAUGUAACACAGAUCCUUGCCCAGAGGCCCAUUCGUGUCGUCAUAUCCAACAACUCGGCAAAUCUAAAGGCGUCAACUACCGUGACGGUGUCUACAAGAUAAACCCGGACGGCAAAGGUGCAGUGAAGACGUACUGUGACAUGUCACGUGAUGGGGGAGGAUGGACGCUAUUGGUCACUAGCUUUACGAACAAGUGGACGGGGCAAAAGGUCAAGAAGAACAACGAGGACAAGCCGUCACUCAAACAGGACUUCUCUAUUUUGUACAAGGCUGAUGACAUAAAGAAUAGCUUGAAUGUGGUCGGAGACAACUUUGAGUAUCGUCUGGAGGCAAAUGAGUUUGGUCGCUGGGGCGGCAUAUGGUCAGCGCCUCGUUCCUAUACCUUCCUUGCUACAGAUAACUCACAGACUGCUGUGGACCUGACGAAGAAGUUCGAUGAUUGGGAGUACGACUACUGGAGUCUGGAGAAACGAAUGCCUUGGCUGACUGGCGCGCGUCUCACUACCGCAGGGGACCCUGGACAGUCCAACUAUGGGUCUAUCACUGCAAAUCUCAAGGAGUACCAUCCUGCCCCGUGGAUUUUUGGCAAAGGGAAAGAGGAACAGCCAUCUCGGAUUUGGUACUGGUUACGAGAGGGAGAGUACCGCCAGCCCAGCUCAUGUAUGGAUAUACUGACACGCAGCGCGGGUGAACAGCCCGCAAAAGACGGGGUGUUCGCGAUCAGCAUCGGUGACAAACACGUGCAGACCUACUGCGACAUGACCCGAAACGGGGGCGGUUGGACACUAGUACUCACCAGGGCCACCAGGCAAGGUUGGACACAGGCCUCCAUACAAGAAAAGAAUGUUAACGAUCCUCGUCUUGAUAAAGACUACUCCCUUAUUGGUUUGAGCGAUGAGCUGCUGGGUAAUCAAAAAUUUCAGUAUCGCAUAGAGGCAGAUGGCACCGACACAUGGGGCGGUAUAUGGGCAGCGCAAGCCGGGACAUCCCUCUCGUCUACCUCAAGUAAACAUACGCAAAUUAAGUUACUCAAGAAGUUUAGUUCCUGGGAUGAAAGUACAGAGAGCUUAAAUACGCGAGCCCCUUAUAUCGAUAAGGGUACCUAUACUACAGUCUCAUCCCGGUCGGACAAGUCCGGGGCGCUGAUAUCGGACAGUGGAGACUACAUAAAGACGGGGAGGCAAAGACCGAGUGUUAUACGGAUUUGGGUCAGACCAGGAACAUGGCAGUCCUGUAACCAGAUCAAGCUGCAUAAGAGUCCAGAUGUCCGACUUUCGGACGGCGUGUACAUGAUCGCGACAAAAGACCCCGCCACAUAUCUCCCGGUGUACUGUGACAUGACGUCAGAACCUGGCGCCUAUACCCUACUCGUCACCAGUGCUAACGGCAACUGGAAACCACAGGAAGUCACUGUUAGAAACCAAGGAAGCCCUUCACUUAUCAGAGAUUACUCGAUUCUGGAUUAUGCCGACGACAUCAAAUCCGCCAGCCAUGCCAAGACAUUGAAGUACAAGCUGGAGGCUCGUGAGAGAGGAGCCUGGGGUGGAGUAUGGGAGGCACCUAGAGACUAUAGCUUCACAAAGAAAGACAACAGUCAAACGAAUGUCAAACUGAUCAAUAAGUUGGGAGACUGGAAGAAUAACAAAGACGCCAUUCAAAACCGCAUGCCUUGGUUAGGGUCAGCCAAAGCGCUGCUGACAACAAAUCAGUACUCAAAUUGGUACGGCCCCGGGACACUGAUCACUGAUAGCGGGGAUUUUGACCCUGCACCGUGGAUCUACCCGGAUGGGUACAAUCCCGGAGUCAUAAGGUACUGGAUUAAUGACGACGACUGUGGAGCCGACAGAAAACCCGUAAAUGGAGGCGUGUCUGGUUGGAGUUCAUGGAGCGCAUGUGACGAGCUUUGCAAACCAGGGAAACAAGUCAGGAGCAAGUUGUGCAACAAUCCGUCGCCGCGAUGCGGUGGCGCCCCUUGCCCUGAUGCGCAGAUGGCGCAACAGACCAGAGACUGCUACUUCUGCCCUGAAAGCCCGAUCCGCACACAGAAUGGUUACUGCGUGCAGCCGAGUCUACCUCGAUGUUCCAUGCCUGAUGGUACCGCACUCCUCUACCGCAAGGGAGCGAAGGACUGCUCAGAGGACUACCAAGCCUUCCUCUACGACCAAGAUCACGUCCUCCGCCACAAAUGCUCCGGCAAGCUGGUCUGUCCAAGAGGGAGUCCUGGCAACAUGUGGGGUGCACCACUAGUGCUGACGUCACAAUGCAGUACAGAUGACGCAAAGUUUCUCAGAACCAAGCGUAAAUCCUUGCGGCACACCGUCAGUAAUCUUUGUGUCCAUCCUGAAGGCGGAGUGGCAAGUGAUGGUGUCGGCCUCGUGUUAUGGCAGGCUUGUGAUGAGGACAGGCUGGUCCAUGACUUGGUCAAUCUUAAAUAGAGCCCUUCAAAUGCACGAUAUAAUUCCACGAUAACUUGUCAUCUUUAUCAAUAGACUUCAUUAAUGCACCAUGCCUUUGUCAGCUUGGUCCAUCUUUAAAAGAGCCCUUCAAAAGUGCACGAUUCCUUUGUCUAACUUAUAAGAACCCGCGGUUUAAAUUUUUAGUAAACUCAUAUAACAAACCCGGGAUUACCUUCAUAAAGGAGCUUAAAGGCCGUUGACUACAACUAAUGUUGAUGAAAUUAAAAAUAAAAGAAUAAAAAAGCAUUUGUAGAAA
Nematostella vectensis (starlet sea anemone) is the source of this 5824-nucleotide messenger RNA. RefSeq lists its product as uncharacterized. Lineage: Eukaryota; Metazoa; Cnidaria; Anthozoa; Actiniaria; Edwardsiidae. Gene Ontology annotation, molecular function: metalloendopeptidase activity. The transcript has 44 exons. The record is from RefSeq and is a predicted model, not a curated record. The coding region runs from base 46 to 5547 and encodes 1833 amino acids. Gene Ontology annotation, biological process: membrane protein ectodomain proteolysis.